Molecule: messenger RNA, 4684 nt
Organism: Cloeon dipterum
Lineage: Eukaryota; Metazoa; Arthropoda; Insecta; Ephemeroptera; Baetidae
Exons: 10
Coding region: 381-3773 (1130 amino acids)
Biological process (GO): regulation of transcription by RNA polymerase II
Cellular component (GO): nucleus
Molecular function (GO): DNA-binding transcription factor activity, RNA polymerase II-specific; RNA polymerase II cis-regulatory region sequence-specific DNA binding
Source: RefSeq, a predicted model, not a curated record
CGGGCAAUUCAAAUGAUUUAGACUUUCCACAAUUUGCAUUGCACAAUUAUUUGUGUCUAUGAUGGCACUACUAGCAAUGUACAAACAAUGUGAUUGUCCAAACGCAAACCGUGAAUUGCUAAGUAGUGACACACGUGGCUCGCUUCAAAGAGCAGUUAAUUAUUUACAGCGGUCCUCUCAUCGUGGGCGUGUAAUGCCGGUUUAUGGAACUUGAAUCAGUGAAGUGUUUUAACAUAUUAAUUUAAUUUUUAUUCUUUUUCAUCUAUUGUUCUGUUUUUUAAACGCUUUAUCAAUUUUUUAUUCUUAUUGAAGAUAUUUUGUUACUAAUCGUUUAGUGUAAUUUAUGCCAAUAUUAUUUUCCAAUAUUCGUCAGACUUCUAAUGCUUUGCCCACAGAUGCCGCACUAUAAAUAUUUGAUCGUCAAUAAGAAAAGAAAAAAGGAGGACAAUAUUUUAAACACUCAGAAACCCACGAAGAAAACUGAAGAUAAGAAAACGUUGAAAACCGCAUCAAAGGAAACCGCAGAGAAGAACUAUGCGAUGGAAGACCCACAAACAAAUUCCAAGAUUGGUCUUGGCUGCCAUGAGGUCCCCUCUAGCUCAAGCCGUGAUGCAGCCUGUAGCCUAAGCUCACAAUCAAUCGAACCAAGACCAAAAUCGCGCCAUGAUGCAAAUUCUUCAGAGCAGCCUCAAGAGAAAGAUAGCUUUUCCGUUCAGCAUAGGGAAGAAAGUGAUCAAAGUAGCACAGAACAUUCUGACAGUCGAUCAUCUGCAGCUCCAUCAGGUUUUCGAUGCAUCUCCAAGAAUGAGCUCUCUAUCGUCAGCAUGGAGAAGCCUCUUACUGUUGCUAAAGGAGUGUUGAGCGAGGCACACUUAGUUGUUCCACCUUUACCUGGCAAGCCUACAGAGGCUUCAGCUGUGGAGGCAGAGCUACCAUUGAGUGUAUCAGAAGAGACACAACCGACUAGGGAAGCUUCUCAACUUCAUGCCGCGAGAUCAAUCCAUGACCAGGAAACAUUUUUAGCUGCUCUAAACCUUACUCCAUCUUUCAAACUACGAAGCUCAGGUGAAUUAACACACACACAAACACGGCUUACUGGGGCUAGCAAAAAGAGAAAGCACAGAACUCCUGUUCAUUCUCUGAUAGACGAGGUUGCAGAUGCCGAGUUCUUGGGAGAUAAUACUAAGCCAAAAAGUCCAAAGGAGCUCAAAAGUCGUGAGACAGAAACCGGUUUUACGCCAGCCAGCUGUCAUUCCUGUCAUCAAUCGUUCGAUAGCAUAAACCAGCUCAGUGACCACGUCAGAGCUUGGCACCAGAGGAGGUGCUUUCGCUGUGGCAUCAAUCAUUUCGAUACGUUGAACGAGUUCCUAAUCCACCAUAAAAGUCACAUUCGGCCUUGCUGGGUCAAAUUGCGUGGCCUGGGACCUGAGUACAGGCAAGAAGCGGAAGACUUGAGAAAGGAAAUCUCAAAGAACUACCAAGCUCUUUUUCCAAAAAUUCGCCUUCGGCUCACAUCAAGUCGGAAAGCAAAAGCAGCGGAACAGCGCAUCGAACAGGAGAGGCGCCAGUCUGCAAUUCAGUUAAAAUCUCGCGAAGAAAAUAUGGAAAAUGACAUGGAAGUCUUGGACAAGAUCAUAGAGUCCUUGCAAAGUGAGAGCGCUGAGUUUUCUUCAACUGCAACGUUGCCACCAGAGCCCAGUCCUGCCACAAGCAUAUCUCUAAGUUAUGUUAGCUCCCCAGCCUCAACACCAGCAUUGUCACCACCGGCGCAAAGCGUGCAACAGCCGCUCAUAUCCGUUCGCAGCACAGCCUCUCUGAUGAGUGAGUCUGCACUUAGAAACCUGAGUGAUAAGGAAGGUGACACCGUGCAACAAAAUGCCGACGAGCCAGAGUUCGUGUCGGUCGAGAGAUUGGCGGAUAACAACAUAACGCUGGCCUCGAUCCUUACUCCUCCACAGAGCAACACCCCAAUCAUCUCACAAACCCUUCCAUCCCAACAAGCAGCAUUAGUCCCAGAACAACAUCAACUGUCCUUUGAGCCACAAACCACGCAGCAGGUCUAUAUCUCGACUCAACACGUGUUCAUGGCUCAGCAGCAGGAACCGCCGCCAAUGGCACAACGUUCCCUUCAUCACUUGUUGUCAGCGCCUAACAUGUCCACAUUGGGGAUGCAGCAGCGUCAGGCGCCUCUGAAGGCCAACCCAGCAUACCGCUGUUCCGUUUGCAACUACCAGGCCACCAACAUGGACCAGUUGAAUGGUCACAGAACCCUGCAGGAACACUUCAUGUGUCCAAUGUGCAGAUCAAACUUCAAGACUCAGGAAGAUGUGAUGAGGCACCACAAAAAUGUACAUGCGGCUGAGCCAGUCCAGAGACAACAUAAUCCGCUGCCAACCUACCAACAACACAUGAACAAGGAACAGUUGAAUGGAGCUUUCGUAAUGCAACAAAACCCGUAUCACCAGCACCACCAGCAGCAGCUUCAUCAAAUGUUAUUGCAACAGCAGAUGGGAGGUCCAUCACCCCCUGGUCUUCACCCGAUGCAGCCCAGCCUGCAAGGCAUGAUUGCCAUGCAGCAGCGAGUAAUGGGGCCCAUGCAAAUGGCGCCUGGUAUUCCUCCCUAUCAAAUGGCGAUGCAACCAAGGGGCGUCAUCAGGCAGUCAAGCAGGCAUAGGUUCCAACAGCCUAACGCGAACAACGUUGCGCAUAGGCAGGCAAUGCAGGGCACUGCAUACCGUCAGGCGAAUCCAAACACACUUACCCCUCUAAAAAGGCCAACGGAGAAUCAGACGGGACAGCAGGGCGCUCCCCCGGCCAAGAAGCGAACUGGUCUGGAUAUUCCUGUCGAGCAGCCGGACGACUGCCAGAUAAUUGCAGUGCAAAGAGGAGGGGACGGUGUGCCUCAGAUCACAAGUGUGCAGGGAGCAGCUUCACGGGCCAAUGAAAUUUCUUCCCAAGCAGCUUCCACUUUGCUCAGCAACUCCAAUAUUUCUGUGUCUAUUCAGCCCAUAGACAAGGAUAAGGGGAAGCCGCAAUCAGAGGUUGUUGCUAGCAUCCUGAAGGACAGAGGCAUAACAGUCACGGCAAAAACCGUCAGUGAAAAACCUGCAGAGCAGGACAACAAGGUUGAAAAUCGAAGUGCACUGGCGAAUAUUCCUGAAGUCCUGAUCAAUAACAAGAAUAUUCAAAUUUCACAAACGCCCAAGGUGAAGAAUGGAUCGAAGACGGAAAUGCCUGCUCCUGGAGCACCUGCGCAGAAUGUCAACCGCCCCACAAAGCCACAAACCGUUGAUAUUACAGCUGAGGCCAGGGCGAAUGCAAAUAAUCCUCAAAACAAGAAACCCAGCAACCACAACGUAACCUGCCAAAUUUGCAACAAGGGCUUCGCCACAACCAAUGCCCUAAACAUACACACUGGAAUGGUGCACUCAGAAAAAGUUAUAUACAGGUGCAAGGUGUGCAAUGCAGCUUUCACCUCAGCAGAUGGACUGCGCACUCAUGAAGUGACUCACAACAAGGACAGCGUGCCACCAGGGGGUGAGCUUGCCAUCCCUCUUGUCAACGUGCAAGACGCCACAGUGGUGAACAAUCUCGCAAGGAUCGGCAUCAACUACUACAUCCCACUCAGCAACAGCGAAGGCAGCGGAUCUUUCAGCAUCCCAGUCAUUUCCGCGGAAAGCUCUGUUAAAAAUCCCAACGUGUCUAUUGAUUUGGGUGCCAUUUCAUUCUUAAAAAUUGGGCAAAUGAAUGCUCUCAAUAACCGCCGCACUUGAAACAGACUGAACAAAGAGAAUUGUUAUCAUUUCCCUGAAACUAAAAUUAUGGGGUUUUUCUGAAAUGGAAGCACAGAAUCCAAAAUAAAUUUGUAUGUUCGCACUGAAGCACCUACAAAUCUAAAAAAUAUGGGAUGUGUCCAAAAUGGAAGAGCCAAAUGGGAUAUUGACAUGAGCGUUCGCACUGAAGCGCUUACAAUUGUAAAAAAACUUUUCUUGGAGGAGAAAAGGCAUGCACAGCUGCGAAAUUAAGUCUCAAACUAUUGACAGCCAUGAACUAACUGUCAGACCAACCAUAUUGUGUUGGUUUAACAUGAGCCUUUGAGAAUUUCCAAAUUCAUAAUAUUUAAAACAGUGCAUAAGUUUUAUUGCACUUAUUACCUUGGUACACUUGAAUAAAGGGGAGCUAGAAGCCAAACACUGAUUUGGGGGCCCCAUUAAACCCAAGUUGUACUUGCUGAUAUUUUUAUUUUACGUUUGCUUUACUGUCUGUAAAUUUCAGCAACUGAACGCAACGUGGAAAUCCAAGCCUAUGAAGACUAUAGGAACUUAAUUUAAUUUAUUUUUCCUGCAAUACACAUAACAAAAUAUAAGUUAGUGUACAAAGGUCCUGAUUUAUUAAAUAUGAUUACAGCUUUUGACAUACAGAAGAUACUGGAUUGAUUACGUUAUACUGGAGAUAUUAGUGAGAAAUCGGCUUUCAAUGGCUGGUUGAUUUCCUUCAAGAUGUAAGGGGAACGGAUCUGAGCUAUUUAGCGCUGCUAAUAAAAUUUGAUAUUUUGGAAGUAUUCAACAAAGACUACUGUGCUGAAUAAUUUACUACUUGAAUUUUUUAAAGAUUUCAAGUACAAUACAGCUAACUAUUUGAUUUGUAAAAUGAAAAAAUUAAAUAAAAUAUUUAAAUAAAAUUA